This is a messenger RNA of Neogale vison (American mink), 981 nucleotides long. RefSeq names its product gonadotropin releasing hormone receptor (gene GNRHR). Gene Ontology annotation, molecular function: gonadotropin-releasing hormone receptor activity; peptide binding. Gene Ontology annotation, cellular component: membrane. The coding region runs from base 1 to 981 and encodes 326 amino acids. Gene Ontology annotation, biological process: G protein-coupled receptor signaling pathway. NCBI's taxonomy places the organism in Eukaryota, Metazoa, Chordata, Mammalia, Carnivora, Mustelidae. The transcript is spliced from 3 exons. The record is from RefSeq and is a predicted model, not a curated record.
AUGGCAAGCGCCUCUCCUGAACAGAAUCAAAAUCACUGCUCAGCGGUGAACAGCAGCAGCCCGCUGGUGCAGGGCAACCUCCCCACCCUGACCUUAUCUGGGAAGAUCCGAGUGACAGUUACUUUCUUCCUUUUUCUACUCUCUACAAGUUUUAAUGCUUCUUUCUUAUUGAAACUUCAGAAGUGGACUCAAAAGAAAGAGAAAGGGAGAAAGCUCUCGAGAAUGAAGGUGCUUUUAAAACAUCUGACCUUAGCCAACCUGUUGGAGACCCUGAUUGUCAUGCCGCUGGAUGGCAUGUGGAACAUGACGGUCCAGUGGUAUGCUGGAGAGUUCCUCUGCAAAGUCCUCAGCUACCUGAAGCUUUUCUCCAUGUAUGCCCCAGCCUUCAUGAUGGUAGUGAUCAGCCUGGACCGCUCCCUGGCCAUCACGAGGCCUCUAGCUAUGAAAAGCAAUGGCGUUGGACAGUCCCUGAUUGGCUUGGCCUGGCUCCUCAGUGGUAUCUUUGCUGGACCACAGUUAUAUAUCUUCAGGAUGAUCCACUUAGCCGAUAGCUCUGGACAGACAGAAGGUUUCUCUCAGUGUGUGACACACUGCAGUUUCCCGCAAUGGUGGCACGAAGCCUUUUAUAACUUCUUCACCUUCAGCUGCCUCUUCCUCAUCCCUCUUCUCAUCACGUUAAUCUGCAACGCAAAAAUCAUCUUCACCCUGACGCGGGUCCUUCAUCAGGAUCCUCACGAGCUACAACUGAAUCAAUCCAAGAAUAAUAUACCAAGAGCUCGGCUGAGGACCCUAAAGAUGACGGUUGCAUUCGCGACCUCAUUCACUGUCUGCUGGACUCCCUACUAUGUCCUAGGAAUUUGGUACUGGUUUGAUCCUGAAAUGUUAAACAGGGUGUCAGAUCCAGUAAAUCACUUUUUCUUUCUCUUUGCUCUUUUAAAUCCAUGCUUUGAUCCCCUCAUAUAUGGAUAUUUCUCUCUGUAA